AUGCCCAACGGCGCCACCCUCGGAAGCAAUCUGCUGGACAAGAUCUCCGUGUUGCCUUGCUUCGCUGCUUUCAUUGAAACAAUUGUCUCCCAAACGAUCUGUGAAAGUAAUGUCGUCAGAAGAAGUUUCAUAGAUCCAAUGAGCAGAGGGCUUUUCAAAGCCCUUGGCGAGAAGAGCUUUCUCGACUCUGAGAACUGUCAGUCUCGACCAGCCAACCUGCAACUACCGCUGACCAACUUGUCCAUGGAGGAGCUGUUGGCGCACUUGCGCUACUUCAGCGAUCACCUUGAAAUCAUUCAGGGUGUUUUGAAGCGGAAAGGGGACGCGGAAGACGUGGAGGUUGUCUGCAUGCGGAAGGGGGAUCUCAAGUUGUUGGAAGUUAUUUUAGACACGUUCGCUGAGCCCCUCCGUCAAAUACGAACGAAGAGGCAAGGCGACGUGUUUCGAAGUGAACGGCUUUCCAUUGCUUUGCCGGCUAUGAAGCAACUGCUUCAGGACUUGGAAGGAAUAUAUCAUAGCGUGACAGAACCGCUCAAGACAGUAGUGAUGGAUGUUUUCCAGGCAGUGAAACUUCAGAGAGAGGCGAUGGAGUCACAAAGCAUUUACGCAUGCGCGACACUGCUGGAUCCACGGUUUAAAAGAGAAGGGUUCUCAACGGUUGAGGCUGCCGAUGUAGCCGAGUCGCAGAUUGCAGAAACGUUUGAACGGGAGAGAAAGCGAGAGGAUGUGGGAAGAGGGCUCCGCGAUAGCGGUGGGAAUGCGACUAGUAUCAUUGAUGGGCCAUCAAUGGGGUACGAUCAGAUGAUAGGCUCUGACACUGCGGAGCGGGAGCUGCUUUCUUCCUUCCUGAGGGCUUAUCUAGAGGAACCGAUCGUUGAGGGGAUGGAGGACGUGGAAGGGUACUGGCGCGGGAGGCACAGUAAAUGGCCGUUGUUGGCUGAGAUCGCGGCGCAGUACGCGCUGAUGCCGAGCACGUGUGACACAGACACGACGCAUUCAGUGCUGGGAGAUUACAAGAGGUUGGAUUCAUUCGACAGCAGCGUGUCUUCCGACUCGCUGUACUUAUCAUUUUGCAGGACCAACAUGCUCCUGGUUGAUGGUGACUUGAUGCUCAGCUAG
Chondrus crispus (carragheen) is the source of this 1119-nucleotide messenger RNA. RefSeq lists its product as hypothetical. The coding region runs from base 1 to 1119 and encodes 372 amino acids. The transcript has a single exon. Lineage: Eukaryota; Rhodophyta; Florideophyceae; Gigartinales; Gigartinaceae. The record is from RefSeq and is a predicted model, not a curated record.